Protopolystoma xenopodis is the source of this 381-nucleotide messenger RNA. The record is from the annotation of a GenBank genome assembly. Lineage: Eukaryota; Metazoa; Platyhelminthes; Monogenea; Polystomatidea; Polystomatidae.
CUAUUUACUCUCUUAUUGGCCGGGCGCCGAGCGUCCACUUACCCAAACCACAUUGAGCUGUUGCAUGAUUAUUCAGGCAAGCGGACUGCUCUGAUUGGCUCACAUCUUCAACUCUGUCCUAGUGAAGUAAAGGAAAGUUGUACAUCACCAUGGGCUCCAGUUGCGUUUAGCCCAGCCAGGCUCCAGCUGGCUACAGUCUGGAGUUCAGGUCAGCACAACUUGGCGAAUGCUCAUUCUUGCGGUAGUCAAGGCUGCCGCGUUGAGAUGCUCGUCCCCAACCUCAACAUGGAUGCCGCCAAGGAACCGGGAGCUAAAUCGAACUGGAUGCAGGAGGCCAACAAAAUGCUCCUUCUACGCAUGGUGAGAGCGGAGUUUGUUUAA